AUGGCCGCUCUCCUGAGUCUCCGGCCGGCGUCUCGCACACCUCCACCCCCCUGGACUGGGGGGGGGACCUCCCGGUCUGCAAGGGUGCCAACCAUAACAGACGCGCAAUAUCCACCGGACAGCGCCUCACUGGAGGGCCCGAAGAUGGCUGCCGCGCGCAAGCCAUGCACGCGAACGGCCAGUUUGACUGAGAGGUUCAAACCUGGGCAAAGAGCCAACAGGGACUUAGCUCCAAAGCAUCGACGGAUGCACCAAGAGGCCCCACAGCAACCGACGAAACACUCACCUCCCAGGCGGACUCCCACCCAGCAGCAGCAGCCCGGUGCUCUGGCAAUACGGAAGGCCCCAAAAUGGCGGAGAGUAAAUCGGCGUCCACCGCACCAGCAGCGGGCACCAUGUGAAUGGACGUUACCGAUUCUUAAGCCUGCCGACACCUGUGAAAGUGGAGGUGAUAUCGACCCUGGUGAGUGGCUUUGCCCUACUGCCCACUCUGAAGCAUAG
Messenger RNA from Pelobates cultripes (western spadefoot toad), 501 nucleotides. The record is from the annotation of a GenBank genome assembly. Lineage: Eukaryota; Metazoa; Chordata; Amphibia; Anura; Pelobatidae.